GUUUGAAUAACAAGAAAGAGCAGGACGCACGUCGAAUUGACUCAACUGCGCCAAUCGCUCCCCUUAAUUUACUGGACCGCAGUGCUGAACACCUUGACCAAUUUUGUCAAAAUGAAGAUUCUCACCACCCUGAUGUAUAUUUUUGCUGUUGGAACUGUAACCUCCAGCAUGGCUCAAACACGAUCUGAAAUCGACUUGCGGACCUUUUUGCCAUCCUUUGCAAGUCGAUUGAGGCUUCGACUUAAAGACGACUCAUUUUUCAAGGAUGAAAGUGCAAGACAAGCCGCGAGGGAAAGGUGUGAGAAACAUGGUGGACCCUUCGCAUUCAGCAAUGCCACUGCAGCCCUGGAAGACUUUCGGAACUCUCUAGAGUUAAUAGCAAACGACACAAUAAAGAGUGCUAGACUAAAUUUUUUGCAACCACUAAACGAUCGGGAUGAAUUCGCUAAGAUUUGUAGCUUCAGCCAAACUACGAACACCUUAGUCAACCUGUUGCUGGAAUCAAGCAAGCCUUGUUUGACACAAAAAGAACAACAUAGCGCCGGUACAUUAGUUAACAUGACGAUUUCUACGACGAAUUAUAUAUGCAAAAACAACGGAAGUCGUUUACUUUCAUUUUGGAGGGAUCAUGGCGUUGAGUGUGCAAUGAAGAAGAGCAGGGCUAUGGAAAAUUGUAAUCGAGUAGCUCGCCCUGUCCAUAUACCGUCUGACAACCAUACAGCUGUCGAUAGGUUUAACCUACCGUGGAUUGUUCCAUCAAGUUAUAACGUGGAAAUAUGCAGGCGCAUCGAUUCGUUUUUUACCUGCGUUCUCGAGCAGUUGCAAAGUUGCGAGCAGCCAACGACUUACAAAGUUGCUAGCGACUUCGUCAAUCAUUAUGAAGAAACAAUAGGUUGCAAGAACUUACCGAAAGCGAAGACAUCGGCAACUGCGUAAGCCAUUGGGGUUGGAAACGCUGGUAGUGACAAUCUAAUUAGUGAUUUCGACAGUAACCAGGAUGUGAUAUAAUCGUGUGGGACUGACCGAGUUCUUGGGCCUAAUAUUUCAUACUCUGCCCAAUCACUUUAUUGUGAAUAUUCUAAUGCAAAUGUUUGACGUAAAAACAAUAAUAAAUGUACC
Molecule: messenger RNA, 1119 nt
Organism: Diprion similis
Lineage: Eukaryota; Metazoa; Arthropoda; Insecta; Hymenoptera; Diprionidae
Exons: 4
Coding region: 112-936 (274 amino acids)
Source: RefSeq, a predicted model, not a curated record